CAGUACGUUCUUAAUGUAAAUGGAGCAACCACCAUACACUGAGAAUGACCUGACCGCAACCACCACCGCCUCUCCGGAGUCUACCACCCCGAAAACUGAUUCUCAACGAGGCGGGACUCGGCAUCCAGUCUACCGGGGCGUCAGGAAACGCCGGUGGGGCAAAUGGGUGUCGGAAAUCAGAGAACCGCGCAAGAAGUCACGCAUUUGGCUAGGCUCAUUCCCUGUCCCUGAAAUGGCCGCCAAGGCCUAUGACGUCGCCGCGUAUUGCCUCAAAGGACGUAAAGCGCAGCUGAAUUUUCCCGACCAAGUUGAUGAUUUACCUCGGCCGAAGACUAGUACGGCUAGGGACAUUCAGGCGGCGGCAGCAAAGGCAGCACAUACAGUAGUAAUAUCAUCUAAAAAAAGUAGUGUCACUGAUGGUACUCAUGAUGAUGAUUUCUGGGGUGAAAUUGAGCUGCCAGAAUUAAUAAACAGCGGGUGUCAUGAAUAUUGGAAUUCCUGCGGGUGGUCGAACUUCGGCGGCGACACAUCGUGGCUCGACGGCUAGACCCAGCAGCACUUCUUAUAGCAUAUCUCUGACUCUGAUGUACGUGUAUCUCAGUAUUGCUACGAAUAUAUGUUCUUAUUAGAACCUGGUGGUAAGUAUAGUCGUCUCUGACUCUCUGUAAAAAUUUUCACCAGUUGCUAUAUUACGCGGAACACUGUAAUUCACCUGGUAUGGUACAGAAACUUCCCAAUAAAUUUAACAUUUUUAGGUAAUUAUUGAAUUCAAGAAAUUAAUAAUGGAGUUGGAGGAUGUUCCUGAAUUUUUGGAUUUUUAAUUUGGAUGAUGUUCCGGAUAAGUACUGUGGCUACAAUACGUUCUGUUUUCCUUUUCUUUUUCUUUUUUUUUUGGUAUUCUAAAAUAAAAAGAGGUUAAUUGA
Molecule: messenger RNA, 923 nt
Organism: Rubroshorea leprosula
Lineage: Eukaryota; Viridiplantae; Streptophyta; Magnoliopsida; Malvales; Dipterocarpaceae
Source: the annotation of a GenBank genome assembly